Molecule: messenger RNA, 3973 nt
Organism: Triticum aestivum (bread wheat)
Lineage: Eukaryota; Viridiplantae; Streptophyta; Magnoliopsida; Poales; Poaceae
Product: acyl-CoA-binding domain-containing protein 1
Exons: 2
Coding region: 286-876 (196 amino acids)
Biological process (GO): fatty acid metabolic process
Molecular function (GO): fatty-acyl-CoA binding
Source: RefSeq, a predicted model, not a curated record
CUACCUCCUGUACUUCCCCUUUCUUCCUCCCCAAUCUCUUGUACUCCCUCCGUUCCAAAAUAGAUGACUCAACUUUGUAUUAACUUAGUAUAAAAUUGAGUCAUCUAUUUUGGAACGGAGGGAGUAUCUGAGCUUGAUUUCCCUGUAAUGGAGUGAUUCGCGAGUGGUACCUAUCAUCGUGGCAUCAGAGCCUCCCUCCACCCUUCCGUUUCAUCUCAAUUCGCCCAAAAAUUCAUUCAAAAAUUUCACCCAGUUUGUUUUCAGCACGCCAUUCCUUCCGCCACCAUGCAUCCAGAGCUGAAAGCUUAUCUGGAUGAGUUCCGGGCAAAGGCUCAGGCUCGCUACGACGCCACGGACAGGCUGUUUGCGCAGUACGACGCGCUGCUCUCCAUGGUCACCACGGGAGCUUCCGUCCCGCAGUCGGCGCGCUCCGCGGUUGCGGCCUCCGAUGGCGGCCUCGCCGUCGACGCCACCGUCAUGCCGGUCGUCUCCGCCCCCUCUUCCACCAGCAAAGCCCAGGAGGUCCUCGAGCUCGUCCCCGAUGCGUCCCCUGCAUGCAUUGCGAGGGCGCCCGUCCUCUGUUCGACAGAUGGCUCGAACCAAGUCCUCGAGGGCGUCUCGACCCUGCAGCCGGCGUGUCCCAUGGCCAUGGCAGACGAUGACGGCCUCACCGACAACGCCAGAGCCCCGGCUGUCGUCGCCGGCGUCUUCUCCGCCACCACCCAGGCUCAGGAGACCCCCACGGUCGCCCAUGAUGCAGCCUCGGUCUGCAUCGCAAUGGCGCCCAUCACCUGUUCGAUGGACUACUCGACCCAGGUCGACGCCAUCACCAGUGUCGACGAGGUCCAGGACGCCGUCACCACAGUCUACCCCUAGCGCGCGGUCACCCUCAGCCACAAGGAGGUGGUGCAGCUCAUCCUGGUACAGGCAACGCCCUCCAUCGGCAUCAAUACCUCAUCCUUCACUGAGGUCGUCUCCUCCGCGGCAACCACCACCGACAUCGACCCCAAGGCCGGCGCGAAGCUUCUGUUCACUACCACCUAUGCCUUUCCCCGGUUGGUUUCCCCGGUGACCAGCGAGGCGUACCACGGCAACGUCAUCGACCCCAUCAACAUUGCUACCCCGACGGAAGUGCUUGACCACUUGUGGAACGAGCACAUGCGUCCAGCUUACAUCGAGCAACAACAAUGGCCGCCCCCUGUUCCAGUGCAGAUUGCUGUGAACAACACUGCUCUGUUCGAUGGCAUAGCUCAUGGCUGUAUCUAUGGUGAUUCUGGACAUGUGUGGUGCCCACCGGAUCACCAGCCAAGGGUGAAGAGUGAAUUGCAACUGCAGAUGGUAAAUGGACAAGGAUCUCUCAUUUUGCAAGACAAGUGUAUCAAGGUCGAGUUGCGUCCGCUACCGUGGCCAUCGUUUUCAAGCAGUUGCAGAGCAGUACAUGUGUGGUCUGAACUAUCCAAGUCUGUCCGUAAGCAGGAUACACUACAGAUUAUGAGCAUGUCAGUACAAUGGAAAAUUUGGAGUCAAGAGGAAUAUAAGGCAAACCUUGGUUUCACAUUGGACAAGACUGUUAUAACCAGCCUUCAAAUUUGCCAUCCAGAGUAUGGUACAAAAUCUGUCUGCGUAAACAGAGUUAUAUUUCUCAACACUAGUCUCAACUCUGGAUUUCCUGAUGUUUGGCUAGUUUGCAAUCUGGAUGCCAUGGUGCUUAAGUGUGAUGAACUACCUCAUGUUAGUGAAAUGGCAUGCUUGGAGUCCACCAACUUUGCUACCUAUAUGGACCAUCCGCUAUCCACCUCUUCUGAUAUCAAUUACACUGGUUUUUUCUACACAAGUGCAACUGUAACAUACCUGAAGCUGCAGCUUAUUGUCCUUCCCAGAGAGUCACUUCAGCAACAAGUGAUUAAGGUCCUUCAGUUGGUACAACUUCAUCGCAAGGAACAGUGGUCAUUGUUAGCAGAUUGGGGCACUUUGGAUUUCAGUUAUGUGAUCUUGCAUAUUCACCACACUAGUAUUGUCGAUUCAGCACUUCACUGGGAGAUUUGUCGACAAACAAACAUAGUAAUGGCUACCAACUUCAGUGAAAGUUAUCAUGUGCAACCAGCUGCCGCAACUAAUAAAUUGCAAUCCACGGAACUUCUCUGUUUUAUGUUACCCCCUGCCAAGCCUCCUGAGAAUCAUGACAUAAAUAUUCUUAUUUUGGUGGAAAUUCCACGUGGGAUCUUAGUUGGUCUGUACUCUAUGAGUUGUCCAAUCUAUCUAGAAAUUUGCACCGUGGGAUUAAGAGCUUCAGAAGGAACACAAAAGGGAAAAGUUGAACUUUGUGUCCAUCUUUAUGCUUCCUAUGAGUUUUAUUUGAAGAAGUUUGCACUAGCAGGAAAGCUGGAGAACAAUGGUUUAAAAAAUUCAGUGGCAGAGCUCAAAUAUGGUACAAGAAUAUGGGGCCAAGAGAGUUGCGAGUGUGUGAUUUGGUUGCCGCUCAGCAAUGAAGAAGCAUAUCCGACAGACUGGAAUAGAAGGACAACUUGUAAGCAAGUUCACAGCCGAGAGAGCGCCAAGGGUACAUAUACUUUAGCAUUGACCACUGUUCAGUUCAAGUUUUCUGUACGAGCUGAAUUCUCAGACCACCGAUGUGAUAUUCUGCAUAGUGAUCACGUUGCAAGAAAAAAAGCUGAGAACGAAACAGUCCAGUUCACUGCUCCGUGUGUUUUGUGGCCUACGAGACGUAGGAAGCCUGUCAUUGAAGGACCGCAUGAGUGCUCGUCAGUUUUGCAGCCAUUUUUGCAGCCGAAACCCCCCUGGCAUGAGUACACUCUAGACUGCACUGUUAAAAAGCUGAAGAUUGUCGCAAAAAUACCACCUAGCACUGCCUGGUUUAUUGCCUUCCCAGCGGAGUCACUACAUUUUUGUCUGAUACUCCCUCCGUCCGAAAUGACAAAUGGAUGAAAAGGGAUGUAUCUAGAACUAAAAUACAUCUAGAUACAUCCCUUUUUAUUCUUUUUGAUGACAAGUAUUUUCGGACGGAGGGAGUAUUACCCAAGACAGAUGGUCAGCAACAUAGGAGCAACCUUCGAGCUGAAGUUCUUUGGGAAUUGACUCAGUUUUGGGCCUAUGCUAAUCAUACCCGUGCUGGAUCAAAUAACUGGUGGUGCUUCUCUUGGGGUACAUACCUAGAUAUGGUUGUCCUUGAUGCAUGUCCAGGAAGCUCAAUUCUAGAGGAGUUUCAGAGCAAUACACAGAAUCAAGACCAAUAUGUAGUACAGUCAGUUCAACCGACAACUUCUUCUUGUGAGCAGUGGGAUCCAGGAGGAUUGGAUUCGGUGGAACUAGCGGAGAACGAGCACCGGCUUGGGGGCAAGCCGGUUGUUAAGGAGGAGGGGAUGUCAGCGACCCAACUAUCAGCACGACUGGAUCGACCAAAGGCACUGCCAUCAUGGCAGCUGAAGUGGCAAGCCCACCAGCUCAUGGGCCGGGCCUGGCUGGGUGCCGAUCGAAGGGAAGGCAGACUACUACAAGUAACCAGACCAGGCGCAGCGAACAGCCAUCCGGGCUUGGAUCAAGUCAAAGGCAACGGCGGCUCCCUCCUCCCCUAGCUUCUCCUACCUCCUGUACUUACCCGUUCUUCCUCCCCAAUCUCUUGUAUCUGAGCUUGAUUUCCCUGUAAUGGAGUGAUUCGCGAAUGGUACCUAAACAACUUAUAACUCAUCUUCCGUUCUUUUAAUCUUCUGAAGCUCGGCCUGGUAUGUUCAACAUGAGGGAGAGGGCCAAAUGGGAUGCAUGGGAAGCUGUUAAAGACAAAUCUAAGGAAGCCAUGAACGACUACACCACCAAGGUGAAGCAGCUCCAGGAGGAGGCAGCUGCUGCAGGCAGCUAUUCUCAGCGACGAACCCUUUGUGCUAUCUUAUUAUGAGAAUUAUAUCAUUCUGUCCACCGCAGUUUACUAUCAUCUAUGAAGACUGCUAAAUAUUUUCUA